GGGCCUAGCUGCCCUGAGGUAGUCUCCAGCUCCGCGGUGCUGCUGAGGAGAAGGAGAAUGUGAGCGGCUACCGGGCUUUCCAAGACGAUGCUCGCUGUCGUGGGCGCGGCGGCCCUGGUGCUGGUGGCCGGGGCGCCUUGGGUGCUACCCUCAGCUGCAGGUGGAGAAAAUCUGAAACCUCCUGAGAAUAUAGACAUCUACAUUAUAGAUGACAACUACACCCUAAAGUGGAGCAGCCCCGGAGAGUCAAUGGGCAGUGUGACUUUUUCAGCAGAAUAUCGAACAAAAGACGAGGCGAAGUGGUUAAAAGUGCCUGAAUGUCAACAUACUACAAGGACCAAGUGUGAAUUCUCUUUACUGGACACAAAUGUGUAUAUCAAAACACAGUUUCGUGUCAGAGCAGAGGAAGGGAACAGCACAUCUUCGUGGAAUGAGGUUGAUCCGUUUAUUCCAUUCUACACAGCUCACAUGAGCCCCCCAGAAGUACGUUUAGAAGCUGAAGAUAAAGCCAUACUAGUCCACAUCUCUCCUCCCGGACAAGACGGGAACGUGUGGGCACUGGAGAGACCCUCCUUCAGUUACACCAUACGAUUCUGGCAGAAGUCUUCCAGUGACAAAAAAACUAUUAACUCUACGUAUUAUCUAGAAAAAAUACCAGACCUCUUGCCAGAGACUACUUACUGUUUAGAAGUUAAAGCAAUACAUCCGUCACUUAAGAAACACAGCAAUUACAGCGCAGUGCAGUGUAUAAGCACCACAGUGACAAAUAAAAUGCCUGUGCCAGGAAAUCUCGAAGUAGAUGCCCAAGGCAAGAGCUAUGUCCUGAAAUGGGUCUACAUUGUGUCUACAGACGUGAGCUUCAGAGCACAGUGGCUUCCUGGCUAUUCAAAAAGCAGUUCUGGAAGCCGUUCAGAUAAAUGGAGACAAAUACCAACCUGUGCAAAUGUCCAGACUACGCACUGUGUCUUUUCUCAAGAUACUGUCUACACAGGAACGUUCUUUCUGCGUGUACAAGCCUCAGAGGGAAAUCACACAUCCUUUUGGUCUGAAGAGAAGUUUAUUGAUUCUCAAAUAUACAUUCUCCUUCCUCCUCCGGUCAUUACUGUCACCGCCAUGAGUAGUGAUACCUUGCUUGUUUAUGUCAACUGUCAGGACAGCAAAUGUGAUGGACUCAAUUACGAAAUCAUCUUUUGGGAAGACACUUCCAAUACUAAGAUACGGACGGUGGAGGACAGCCCGGAGCUCACCCUCAAGAACCUGCAGCCGCUGACUGUGUACUGUGUCCAGGCCAGAGUGCUCUACACGGCCCUGCUGAAUAAGACCAGCAACUUCAGUGAUAAGCUGUGUGAGAAAACACGUCCAGGAAGUUUUUCCACGAUCUGGAUUAUAACUGGAUUGGGUGCUGUGCUCUUCUCUGUCAUGGUCCUUUAUGCUUUGAGGAGCGUCUGGAAGUACCUGUGUCAUGUGUGCUUCCCACCACUGAAGCCUCCCCGCAGUAUUGAUGAGUUUUUCUCUGAGCCGCCCUCAAAAAACCUUGUACUUCUGACGGCUGAGGAGCACACGGAAAGAUGCUUCAUCAUUGAGAAUGCAGACACGGUCGCUGUAGAAGAGAAGCGUGCGUCUGAGGAGGACCUCAGGAAGUACAGCUCGCAGACCAGCCAGGACUCCGGCAACUAUUCCAACGAGGAGGAGGGGGAGGGGAGUGUGGGCACUGAGAGUGGCCAAGCUGUGCUCUCUGCAGCUCCCUGCGGGGGGCUAUGGAGCGAGCCUGGCCCUCCUGGGACCUUGGAAGAUGGGACCUGCUUCCUGGGAAAUGAAAAACAUCUUCAGAGUCCAGCCCUGAGGACAGAGCCAGCUCUCCUCUGCUGACAAGGGCUCGGCCCAGGCUGGGGGCCGUGUGGAGGAGACAAACUUAUCUGAAGUGGCUGGCAGCUUCUGCUGCCAGCUGGAAGCCCUGGGUGCUGUUUGUACCACAGAUGAGGCUCACUGCUGUCAGGCAUCUGGUGGUUCUGUCUCGGGGUUCCUCUAGAACAUUCCACUUUUUAAUCCUGCCGUAGCCCCUCAGUGUGUCACAGGUACCGUUGUCUACAGCCGUGCUUCCUAGCCCAUAACUCACCACAGCCGUGGCUUCUGACCAGAAGUCACUGAAACUGUGGAGAAAGGGGACACUAACUGGAGGAGCUGUCGUUGUUUACGAUCUCAUUGUGGCCUGGGUGUGCCCUUUGCACUCUAGUACUUGCGGAACUAGAAAAUGCCAGGGACAAAAAGCAGGCAUGAACCAUUCAGUAAGAGAGAAGCUAGUGAACAUGAUGGUGAAAGAAGACCAUGUCCAGUCAGUGUUUGUGUGAAGGCCCUGUGCUGCUCUCUCUGUAGCCUUUCCGUGGUACUUAUAAAACCAGGCCGAACCCUGUCCUCUGUCCGGCACUAUUCAGGUCCCUUCCCAGAUGCAGGUGCUUCAAAAACCAAGUGUUGGGUCCUGAGGUGAGGGAACAGCUUCGACGACACAGUGCUGCCUGCAGUCGUCUAUAAGUGACCUUAGAUGGAUGCUCCAUGAGCAUCUUCGGUAGGCAGGACAUCCAGCAGUGCUGGCAGCUCCAGGGCAGACUCAGUUGCAGGCCAAAAAGGCAGAGAGAGGAGUGAUGCAUCACAGCCCUGCCCCAAUCGGGCUCGUUGCUCGCUGCACUGCGCCGCUGUAGUCAAUCUUGGGGUUUUUUUUUUUUUGGUUUUUUUUUUUUAACUUUAAGGUGAUAACAUAUUCUCAGAUAUAGCACAGAAGAGACACUACAAAAAUUAUGUCUGAAAGUUAUGAUAGAAAAGAGCCUUAGACUGGGGUAGAGAGCUUGCUCCUCACUACUAACUUGUAUCUCAGUCUCCUCAGCAGAGAGAAUGCAGAUUGAUUUUCAUCCUGAGUUUUGUUUUCUUGCCCGGUUUCUGGGUUCGGGUGUGCUUUCAAGGCCCUUAACAGCUUGUCUGCCCACAGGGUAGCCCGGAGUCCCAGCCAUUUGGCUAAAUGUUGCAGGUUCCUGUACUUAAAGGACUCCAGCUCCUCUGUAGAGGGGACAGUCAUCACGUUCUGCAGUCACGCUGAUACCCAGAAAAAUGGCCACACAAGUCAAAACUGGUGCCACGCUUUAAUAAUUCUACCCAGCACAGCUCAGCCUGUGGUCACGGUGGAAAAGCUCCUUCUGCCAGGACAGCCUGAGAAGAAACAAGACCUCCUGGGACGUGGGCAAGGAAGGCCCAGAUGCUAUCGGGAAGUUGGUAGUUGGCAUUCUUUCAUCCCUCACAACUGUGACACAGGUCUUCAGGGUGAGGCCCAAAGCAGCUGUCAGUGGCAGCAGUGGGUGAGGAGGGGGCUUCACCUGAGCCUGGCCUUCUAGGCGAGCAAAGGCAGUUCUACCUGCUCGCUUCAAGACAGCCUGCAUGACCCUUCCCACGGCACACUGCCUGAUUGUGAUGUGACAGAGGUUUCCUGUGCAGACACAUGUUCUUAAGGAAUGAGGUGCACACACACAGGCCUGAAGAGCUGGCUCAGCGGGUAGAGCACAGGUUGCUCUUGUCUGGGAUCUGAGCUCUGUCCCCAGCACCCACAGGGUGCUUCUGGUUGCCUCAGACUCCGGGGGUGCACAAGGCACCCGUACAUGUAAGCAAGACAGUUGUACACAGAGAAGUCAAACCUUUUUGAAAGAAAGAAACACCACGGGCUAGAGAGAUGGCUCGGUGGUUAAGAACACUGACCACUCUUCCAGAGGUCCUGAGUUCAAUUCCCAGCAACCACAUGGUGGCUCACAACCAUCUGUAAUAGGACCUGAUGCCCCCUUCUGGUGUGUCUGAGGACAGCUACAGUGUACUCAUAUAAAUAAAAUAAAUACAUCCUUUUUUUUUCUUUUUUU
Messenger RNA from Mus caroli (Ryukyu mouse), 3893 nucleotides. RefSeq names its product interferon alpha and beta receptor subunit 1 (gene Ifnar1). Gene Ontology annotation, biological process: type I interferon-mediated signaling pathway. Gene Ontology annotation, molecular function: type I interferon receptor activity; protein binding. The record is from RefSeq and is a predicted model, not a curated record. Gene Ontology annotation, cellular component: plasma membrane. NCBI's taxonomy places the organism in Eukaryota, Metazoa, Chordata, Mammalia, Rodentia, Muridae.